AUGACUAAAGCUCACUUGCUGUCGUCUGGCAUUGUUUUGCUGGCAUCGGUGCUAGGUGUUUCGGCGGACUGCGAUCUUCCCUCCACCUACCGGUGGACAUCAACUGGUGCGUUAGCCGAGCCCAAGUCAGGAUGGUCGGCGCUCAAAGACUUUACCAAUGUGGUCUACAACGGCCAGCAUCUGGUGUAUGCAUCGGCACCUGAUACAUCAGGGAGCUACCGCUCAAUGAACUUUGGCCUGUUUUCGGACUGGUCUAAUAUGGCCUCGGCGAGCCAGAACGUCAUGAAUGUCGGCACUGUUGCCCCUACGCUCUUCUACUUUCAACCGAAGAACGUUUGGAUCUUGGCCUAUCAAUGGGGCUCCACCGCGUUCUCCUACCGAACUUCAAGUGAUCCCUCGAACGCCAAUGGAUGGUCUUCGGAGCAGCCGCUUUUCUCGGGAAGCAUCUCCGGCUCUAGUACUGGCGUUAUCGAUCAAACAGUCAUCGGCGAUGCUAAAAAUAUGUACCUAUUUUUUGCGGGAGACAAUGGCAAGAUCUACCGCACCAGCAUGCCUAUUGAUCAUUUCCCAGGCAACUUCGGCACGGUGUCAGAAGUGAUCAUGAGUGACACGACCGCAAAUCUGUUUGAAGCAGUUCAGGUGUACACCAUCCAAGGCCAGAACAAAUACUUGAUGAUCGUCGAGGCAAUGGGGGCAAAUGGACGGUAUUUCCGCUCCUUCACUGCCAACAGUCUUGACGGUUCGUGGACAGCGCAAGCGGCAACCGAGGACCGGCCAUUCGCUGGAAAGGCCAACAGCGGCGCUACAUGGACCAACGACAUUAGCCACGGAGAUCUUGUUCGCCACAACCCUGAUCAGACGAUGACCGUUGACCCAUGUAACCUUCAGCUUCUCUACCAAGGAAGAGACCCCAACGCUAACAGCAACUACAACACUCUACCUUACAGACCGGGUGUCCUGACACUGCAGCGAUAA
Messenger RNA from Penicillium arizonense, 975 nucleotides. RefSeq lists its product as uncharacterized. The transcript has a single exon. NCBI's taxonomy places the organism in Eukaryota, Fungi, Ascomycota, Eurotiomycetes, Eurotiales, Aspergillaceae. Gene Ontology annotation, molecular function: alpha-L-arabinofuranosidase activity. Gene Ontology annotation, biological process: L-arabinose metabolic process. Bases 1 to 975 code for a protein of 324 amino acids. The record is from RefSeq and is a predicted model, not a curated record.